Molecule: messenger RNA, 4682 nt
Organism: Triplophysa dalaica
Lineage: Eukaryota; Metazoa; Chordata; Actinopteri; Cypriniformes; Nemacheilidae
Product: protein shortage in chiasmata 1 ortholog
Exons: 29
Coding region: 475-4425 (1316 amino acids)
Biological process (GO): resolution of meiotic recombination intermediates
Cellular component (GO): condensed nuclear chromosome
Molecular function (GO): single-stranded DNA binding; ATP hydrolysis activity
Source: RefSeq, a predicted model, not a curated record
CGCCAAGAUCGUCGGUCAAUGUCGCCUCAGAAAGGUUUUGUGUAAAUUAAUUUGCCGGUUAAGACGACUUUUACUUGUACAGUCGACGUUAUUAAGUGUAUGAUACACCAUUGUUUACAUCAAAACCAUCCGUUUGCCAUCAUCGCCGUCGAAUAUCGAUAUUUUACCCAUUUAAGUAUGAAUAUUAAUGCAAUGUCUUAUACCUGUGGUAAAAAUCGACGAAGCAUCCGUUUCAAAACCGUCAGGUUUAAGGGUAUUGAUUAUAUAUCUGAGGCCUCGGCCAGACGUCAGCUGAUGAUCAACUUAUUAGAACUUCCGGUUCCGCUCCAGCUGCUCGGUUACAUGUUUCCUCACAAUGGAAAGCUGCAGGACAACGCGUACAGAACACCAUGGAGUCAGUGUGUCCUGCUAUUUCAAUUUUAAGAGGAGGGUAAUAAAAUCUUAACAAGUAUACUACCUGUGACUGGAUCUCUUAUGGAAGACUUAAAGGAAUGUACAGGUUUUGGUGACUGCCUGGAAAGAUUGAAUAUUUUCCAAGUGCGGACAGGACGUGGACCGGAUGAACUGGUUCUCAGCUCUAACCCCAGCUCUCAGUGCAGUAUUAGCGCUACAGAAGCCCUCUGGCAUUUAGAGGAAGUUGAGAUCAGUGGAAACACUUCACCAUGGGAAGAGAGUUUUACUCCAUGCACACUCGAUGACUCAAGCUUCAGUUAUGAUGAUCUCACUCUCCCAGAGGAAGUGAUGUUCACGGACCGUCUGAGAUUCAUAAACCACCUGCCUUCAGUUCACACAAUGCUGCAGAGGCUAAAGCUCAUGACCGUGUCAGAUCCUUUUCUUCAUUCAUCAGCGAUGCUCUCAGACAAUGUCAUUUUUAGGCACUGUGCCUCGUACACUGCAGUUUCAGACAUAGUUCCUGAUGUCACAGCGCCUGAAGAAAACCUGACAGAGGUGUUCGAAAAGGAGUCGAUACUAAAUGAGGAGUCACUCAUGUUAGCCGUAGAAGUACAUAUGGAGUCUGUCCGGAGUCAUGAGACCAGUUUCUCAUUGAGAAAACUGCAAGAUCUUCUAAAUCUUACUCCAGAAUCAAUUGAAGACAAAAAACCCUGUGCAGACCUUCACAUGGAAGUCACAUCUGCUGAUGAACACAAGACUGAGGUUCUGCAAACUGAAGAAAGCAGCUCUUGGGACUCCAACUGGGAGCCAAAGUCGCCAGGUGCUUUGAGGUUAUACACUGAAAUGGAGUUAGAUUUGCCUCUCUCACCGUGUAAUGACCUGCCACCAGACCUGUUUUUGCCCGACGGGCCACUGUCACCUGAGCAACUCUCACCUGUUUAUAAACGACAUUUCAUGUCAGACAGUGAUUUUGAAAACAGGGAGAAAUCUGUUUGGAUGGCAGAGAAACAUCGCGAGUGCAUGGUGGGAUUUUUUCUAGCUGAACCACAGAUGUCCAAGCCUUCGGUUCACACUCAGACACUCUCGGACCUUCUCAUGCUCCUGAAGGUGAGGAGUGAACAUGUGGAGAAUAUGGACCGGCCGCACCUCACUGACACCAGAGCGAUGCUUCCCAAGAACUUCACAGAUCUCUCCGUCUAUACUGAGAACUUCCAGACCGCCGAUAUUGAGACACACCAGAUUGACAAAUUCUCCCCACUGUCUAUUGUGCAAAUAGAUGAGAUGCUGUUUGCUGCAAGUUUUGCUGACCAUCCCGCUGCAGUCCCCCCGGCCCCGAGUAAACAUCCAGAGACAUACAAGGAUGAAGAGAAGACUGUGAAGUUAUUAAGAAUAGAGCAAACUAGAGAAAUCAACUGUAAAACAGCACAAACAGUGCAGCAUGUGUCAAACUCGACAUCCUUUAAACAUAAAACACCAGAAAGAUGCCCUAAAAGAAACGACUCCAGAACCAUUUGUCCGUCUGGAGAACAGCCCAGCUUUUCUAAAGAGGUGUCCGAAUCACCUCUGUUGAAGCACAGAGAUAUGAAAGUGAUGUCAACGGUGCAUGAACAUGCCGAACGGUUUGAUCAAAAAAGAGAAAGAAUGAGCUGUGGAUCAUCACAGUUAUCAAACAGUUCCAACAGCAGACAAGUUAAUAGUUUACAUGUUAAAUCUCACGAGAGCAUGGACCCUUUAUCCUUCUUCAUGAUGUUAAGAUCUUCAAAGAAAAGUCCAGUCCAAACACCUCGACAGAGCACUCCAGCCUCUGCAGAGGUGAACGUGAGACAGAUUUCAACAGAAAACGCAUUGCCAGUCCAGAGAGUGAACAGAGGGAAUCUGGUCUCGAAUGCAGAAAGGUUUUUUACAUCGACUGAGAAAAUCUUGACCCAUGAAGAGAGACCCAUCAACAAAACCAUAUACGUUCAGGCCACAGAGAUCCAGAGAAGCGCAUACAGAGAGCUGAAUGUGUUGGCGGUGCCUUGUCUGAGCAGAGCGGUCGAGUCGGGCGUCACCGCUUUGAACAACAGAGACUUUGCUACUCUGUCACCUGAACUCACGCGCUUCCUCCUAAAGCAACAAGAGAGAAAACAUCACACACAGCAGGGAGCGGACGGUGUGUUGGAUGACAUCACUCUGCUGCAUGUUCUGGUCACUCUGAAGGAACUUCUGCUCAGAUGUGACCUUCAUGCGGCCGCUGAUUACCUGAGUCAGGUGAGGGGCUCCUGUCAUCUCAAGUGUCUUGAGGAGCUGAUGAAGAUGUUUGAGGUGUUGCAUUAUCUCAGUCUGAAGAGAUCCGAGCCCGACCCGAAACUACUGGAGCUUCAGAAUCAAAUGAGCACAUGGAUGAGCUCCAACAUGAACCACAACAACAGAGUUCUAGUUUUGACCGUGAAGCCUGUAAACACAGGAGUGCUCACGGCUCUCAGACAGGUGUCGGGAAACACUGUGUGUGCAGUAAGCCCUGAGGACGAGAAGAGCGCAGUCAUCUGCAGAGACGUGAUGAACAGUCUGUCCGGCAGCAGGUGUGUCGUGGUGUGCCGUCAACACAUCGGGGCUGAUUUCCCAUGGUGCAGUUUCAGUCUGGUGUUUGAGCUUCACUGCGUGGAUCACUCGCCCUUCAGCAGUUUGUGUUCAGAGAGAAACAUCAAGUACAUCUCCUUCUCCACGGCUGUGCCUGAAUUCAAAGACAGCAAGUCUGCGUCAUUUCUGGACUCGAUUCCGUUUGUGUUGCUCGUCACCGACGGUUUGCUGAAACGCUCGAGGAUUCAGCGCGCUCUGGAGACCACGUACGAUAUGACUCUGCUGGAGAGAAAACACCCUCCGUCUGCACAGAAGCUGGGAGGAGACCGUUAUGAUGUCAUCACUGUGGAUGAAAACACUGCCGUGUUCAUACAGGAGCUGAGCGAGCUGGAGAUGGAGAAAGCGUCUAAUCGUGUGGUCAUGAGACUGUCCUCUCUCUCUCUGCAGUUCACACGCUGCUGGCUCAUCCUUCACUGCUCUGAGAGUCACAGAGCGCUGAUUUCCAGAAGCAUCCAUAUAAAUCUGGUUCUGAUCUACUCUUCAUUCGUGCUGUUCGGACAACAGCCUGAGAAGUUUGAUGUUAAGGUGUUACUGGCGUAUGAGGAAGAAGAAAUAGCCAGAUACAUCUAUCGGAUCUCUGUACACACGUUCAUGAGUUCAGACAGAGAUGCUUUGAGCUUCCUGGAUCGAGACUGGAUCAGUGUACAGACUACAGAGGAGGAGCGUUGUCUGCUUCAGUUUCCCUGUAUCAAUCCUCUGGUAGCUCAGUUGAUGCUAAGCAGAGCUCCGUCUCUUCAGUGGCUGCUGGAAGCUUCUCUUGUUGAUCUGCAGGAGAUGUUUCCACAGGUCCCUCAUAAAGUCAUUAAGCUCUUCAGUGAUAUUACAGCCGAACACAAAGUCAAAACAGCUGCUUCAGAGAGUGAGGAUGAAGCUUCUUCGCAGACAAACAUCUCAGCUCAUCUUCCUCAUCCUCCUCAACCUCAGACAGAGAUCUGUCAAUCACAGCCGUCUACAGAGUACUUCACAGUUUCUCUCUCUGGACGGCAGGAGGGGAAGUCGUCCAUCGGCCAGUUUAGAGAGCUGAUUGGUCAGCCUCUGUGUUUAAUAAAGGAAAAUCACAUCUCAGAUCCAGCUUGGACUUUAUCAAACACACUGUUCAGCCAAGAUUCAGCAACAGCGAAGGAGGAAGGACGCGCUCAUUUCAUCUCAGAUCCAACACCAGUGGAAGCUGCUGUCCUCUCUGGUCCUCAGAUGCUGAGCUUCAGAAACACUGUGUGCGAAUUCAGCUGUAAACGACAGGAUCAGACUCAUUGGACGUCCCCUGAGAACACUGCUGAUCACAGGACAGAAGAGAGGAAGAGACUGAGGAGUGAAGAUGCAAACAGUGUGCCUCCGCAGUGUAAGAGAGGAAAACUGCUGUGUGAGAGAGUUCCAGGCAGGAACGAUGGACAGACCAGACUGAGAUUUUUCUAAAACAGUAACUUAUCCUCUGAGUUUUUAUUUGAUACGUUUCAUUUUUAGUGUUUAUGUAUUAUAUAUGUAAUUGUAUAUUGUACUUAUAUGUUCCUCAAAUUCUUUAGUUUAAUAUUACUUGUUAAAACCGAUAUAAUCUAAUAUUAACAGAUGUACUGUAGAUAUGAUUUCGUUGUUAAAAAAAAACUAACAUGACUUAAGUGUAGCAUGAUAUUGCCUGUUCGGAAUACAAUAAAAAAGUCAGUUUUCUUCAGUUA